AUGCCCAUGCUACAGUCAUUCGAGUCUUCCGAGUCAUACACCGUGAUAUCGUCGUCCAACAACCUCGGCCUAAGAACGAAGUGCUCUUCAAAGCCCUCGUCACCUAUCGUACGGGCCCUGCGAUUCAUCGGAGUCGGUAAGAACAGUAACAGAUCAAGCACUAAAAACUCCCUUAAGACUUGGAACGAAUCGUCGGACACCCUAGCGGACCAAGAGGAUGUCAAGUACCAAGCUGAGAUGCUUGAAGAAGACAACUUUGCGUGGGGCGCCCCCUCACGGAAAUCUGCAAGGAAGCAAGUGACGCAAUAUUAA
Molecule: messenger RNA, 312 nt
Organism: Gloeophyllum trabeum ATCC 11539
Lineage: Eukaryota; Fungi; Basidiomycota; Agaricomycetes; Gloeophyllales; Gloeophyllaceae
Exons: 4
Coding region: 1-312 (103 amino acids)
Source: RefSeq, a predicted model, not a curated record